Molecule: messenger RNA, 569 nt
Organism: Dentiscutata heterogama
Lineage: Eukaryota; Fungi; Glomeromycota; Glomeromycetes; Diversisporales; Gigasporaceae
Source: the annotation of a GenBank genome assembly
UGACGUUGCAAGAAAAAACCGAACUAAAAGACGUAUUCAAAGAUACGGUGAAUGUUACUGCGCAAGCGGAGGCAUACCGCGCAUAUAUCACUGCACCGGCUGUGCCAACAAAGUCAAGCGGGGCAGAUGUUCAAGAAAGGCACAAUGAUAAGGUAGACGAAGAAUUAAUAGAAGCUUCUAAAGAGAAAAAGCGAAAAGACGAGGAUAACGUGACAGCCAUGACAUCGAUGCCACCCACAAAAAGGAUCACUUAUGAAUCAUUGUACUCGCCAUCUCCAUCUGAAGUAGAAGAAUUAUCUUCACUGGCAACUGAUUCAGUUUUUAAUGAUGACAACUAUGAAAAGGAUGUUCCUCAAUUAUUUGAUAACUAUAGUGAAGAAAAUGAAAAAUCAAUAAUGGAAGAUCAAAAUAAUGUUAUCUCUUCUUUGUGUGCGAUCAGUACAAUUAGUAUCACCAAUGAGAUGGAAGUGAAAUCAACCUGUAAUGAUAAUGAUGAAGAAUCAUCAUUGUCUCCUUCUAAUCAGGAACUAGAAGACACAGAAAUGAUUUCCCCUGAUAAUUGUAAAUAA